AUGCAACCGUGGCAGGUAGUGGACGUCGAAGGUUGCCUCUACUACGCCUUCCUCCCGACAAAUCAACCGCGAAAGCUCACGGAACGCGAGAAGAAACCGAGCGCCAAAUCCACCGACCAAGAACUUCCGAAAAACAGCAACGAAGACACGGAAGAGACUUUCAUGAUUCCAGCGGAAGACGAGACGACGGACGCUAAUUUGUGCUCGAUCAAGAUAAAAAAAGAGGACGUUGACGACGUGACAUCCACGAACGUGGAUCUCUACGACGACGACAAAGUGUACGCCUGCGAGGAGUGCAACAUUUGCUUCCCGGUGAUGCAGAUGCUGAAACGACACAGGAACGCGAUUCACGAGCAGGCUCAGCGUUACAAAUGCAAGGUCUGCUUCAAGAUCUGCCGCAGCCUGGUGGCGUUCAAGAUGCACGUAGCGUUGGAGCACAAAACCGAGCAAGAGGAGCUGAAAGACGCGGAGAGUUUGACGUACGCUUGCAACUUCUGCAACUACGAGAGCACCAACAAGUCCACGCUUCAUUCGCACAUCAGCAGAAAACACUCGACCAAGCGUAUCAGCAGGAGAAGAGGCAGCUACAGGUACACCACGGAGCCGGAGGAGUAUUCUUGCGACGUGUGCGAGUUCAAGUGUCAGAAUCGACGCAGGCUGAAGGAACACUUGGAGCGGAAACACGCGUCGGAGUACAAGUACGACUGCGAGUACUGCGGCAAGAAGUUCAAAGUGAAAGGCGACAUGAGGCUUCACGUGCGUUUCAAGCACAAAGAAGGGCCGAUAGUCUGCGACGUUUGCGGUAAAACCUGCUCGAACAGCAACUCGCUGUACGUCCACCAGAAAUGGGCGCAUUUCAAGCCGAAGUACGAGUGCGAAAUUUGUAAAAGACGCAUGGUCACGCAGGAGAACUUGGAUCAACACAUCUUGCUGCAGCACGAGAGGCGAGAGAGCUUCGUCUGCGAAGAGUGCGGCAAGUCUUUCACGGAGAAUCAUAGAUUGAAGCAGCAUAUGAUGACGCAUACGGGAGACAGACCUUACGAUUGUCACAUCUGCGGCAAGGCUUUCGCACGGAGGACAGCUUACAGGCAACAUUUGCUCAUCCAUACGGGGAAACGUCCGUAUAUCUGUGAUAUCUGCGGCAAAACGUUCACGCAGAAACCUGGCCUGAUCUGUCACCGGAAGUCUCAUCCUGGCGUUCAUCCUCCGCUUCCUGUCGUCCACAUAGAACACAUUCUCAGCGAUUUCAUGAAGAAGGAAUGA
Molecule: messenger RNA, 1263 nt
Organism: Habropoda laboriosa
Lineage: Eukaryota; Metazoa; Arthropoda; Insecta; Hymenoptera; Apidae
Product: zinc finger protein 761-like
Exons: 1
Coding region: 1-1263 (420 amino acids)
Biological process (GO): regulation of transcription by RNA polymerase II
Molecular function (GO): DNA-binding transcription factor activity; RNA polymerase II cis-regulatory region sequence-specific DNA binding
Source: RefSeq, a predicted model, not a curated record